AGCACGGCUUGGUCUCUGGCCCCUUCACUCCGUGCCUUCCGCAGCUGCCACUGCAGCCGCGCCGUGGGGCUCCCUCCCUACAGCCAGCGGCAGCCCCAGCCUGGUGCCUUGGCAAAGGAAAAGGGCGCUCGGACACGCGUUCCAAGCGGGUCCGGUGAGGAUAUCCUGGGUACCGCUCGCUUUCCCUGACGGCUUGCUUGCCCGCAGUGGCUCCCUCAGUCCUUCGCCCGUACGCAUACACUCCCACAGCAGGGAGCAGUUUUGGGUGGCGUGGGCUCCGUCCUCUUCUUGGCGGGCAGGAACCGUGUGCCCCAGAGAGAAAGUCUGGUGGGCCCGGCCCCUCCCAGCCCAGCGCCGAUGAGUGCCAGGGCGCCCAAGGAGCUGAGGCUGGCGCUGCCGCCGUGUCUCCUCAACCGGACCUUUGCUUCCCCCAACGCCAGCGGCAGUGCGAGUGCCCAAGGCCCGGGCGCAGGCGGCGGCACCUGCAUUACGCAGGUGGGACAGCAGAUCUUCCAGUCCUUCUCCUCCACGCUGGUGCUGAUUGUCCUGGUCACCCUCAUCUUCUGCCUCAUCGUGCUGUCCCUCUCCACCUUCCACAUCCACAAGCGUAGGAUGAAGAAGCGGAAGAUGCAGAGGGCUCAGGAGGAAUACGAGAGGGAUCACUGCAGCGGCAACCGCGGCGGCAGGGGCCUGUCUCCGGCCGGUGGCCAGGCCCCAACCCACAUAAAAGAAAGCCGGCUGGAGAGGCAACCCCAGGACUCCGUUUUCUGCGAUCCCUCCAAAGUGUCCUCGUCCUCCUCUUUGUCCCCUGGCCUCCCGAGCCAGGAUCCCUAUGCUCCUCCGCCUCCACCACCGGCCCCCAGUCCGCAAGGAGCACACGCAGCCUCCUCUUGUUUGGACACACCUGGCGAGGGCCUUUUGCAAACGGUGGUACUGUCCUGAUUGUCUAGCUCUUCACCUCUCCCCUUUUUUUGUUUCCAGCAUCUCUGCCGUCCUCGCUUUCCCCCCUCCCCGUCCUUCCUCUCUCACUUUCCUCUGGCCUCUCUUUCCUCUUCCUUCCUCCCUCCCUUCGUUCCUUCUGUCCUUCCUCCUCCGUCCUCCCCUUACUGCUUCUCCUCCGCCGAGGCACUGUGCGGUAUUUGUAAAUAUUGGUCAAGGAAAGUCUCGGAAGAAGAAAUAACGCUGAUAAUAAUACUUUAUUAUUAAUAUUUACAGUAAUUAUAAUACUAAUAACAAUCCAAGCGCAUGACAAAUCACAUAAUUUUUCAUUGUCAAUGAAGGAUGCGUCCUUCCUCUCCACCCUGCACCCCCCACAAUAAGGAGGAGAAACUGCACAAGCCACCAAAUACUAUAGAACAGGCACUGACCCUAGGCAAAGAGAGUGCAGGGGACCCGGUGUCUUGUACAUAGCUGUCAGGUUAAGGUUCCGUUACCUUCCUUCCCCUCCACCCCUCAGGCUUUCACUUUCCCUUCAGCUUCCCUCCUUUCCCCAUUCGCACCCUCAGCCAGGCUCAGGCAAUAGCAUAUUAUAAAGAAAAUGUCUACAUUAAGCACCAGGACUACCAGAGGCCACAGAGACUGUCCCAGGAAAACGUUUAUGACACGUACCGCUCUCCAGUCAUUCCUCUGGUCACCAGGUAGUUAACCAUUCCCUUUUCCAGAACUAGGUAUUUUAAUUUACUUUUAGAUAUGUCCCUCACUAGCCCACCAUAAAUACAUUAAAAAUGCUGAAAUUAGCAUAAAGUUAGCUACUGCGUUAGCUCCCUGCCCCGCCCCCACCUGUGCGCCUUUGACUUGGCUGUUCAGCCAGUUCAGGUGUUGACGUGGCCUCACCAAAAUGGUUACUUUCCUCGGUUGUGCAGGCGACGGAGGGGCUUUUCGGAAAGUGGCUAUUCUAGUUUUUUGUUAGUUUCUUUCUUUUUCGACAAUUGGAUUUGCGUGCACUAUCAGUUUCCUUAACAUUAGAUAUUGCAUACGUUACUUUUUUGUAAAAAAAAAAAAAAAAGUAUUAAGUAAUGCCCAGUACUGAAAAUGCAGUAUACAACCAAAACAGAAUGUUUAAUUUUUAGAACAAGUGCACCUUUGUUAUAUAUUUAUUAUAUUGGUACCAAAUACAGAAGCAAACUAUAGUUGUGUUCUAAGUCCUUGAAACUGUAUAUUCUUGUUCUUAAUUUGUAGCUGUUGGUAUAAUGGUUAUCACUGAGUGAGAAAUUCCGUGGGAUAGGCCUGGCUUCUGCUGUUUCCAGAAGUGUGCUUUUGUAUCUUACUCUGUGGUAGACUGUUAUAAAAAAGAUAACACAUAUGUUUUCUUUUUUCUCUUUGUGAAUAACAGAAUCAACCACAAUAGAAAACAAACAAAUAAUGGAUGUGCAGGAAUGCCAUCUAUUAAACAUGGUUAAUAAUUAAACAGUGCCUGUAGUCCUCCCUGCAUGCAGUUACCACCUGGAGGCAGUAGUGUGCUUGUUUGCUUGCACUGUACGUGUUUGGAGGUGAGGCUGGUGGGGAUGUUGGGCAAUUUGGGUGACAGGACAUGCAAAUUUCAAGACAAGUUAAACCCAGGAAUACUUGUAGGGUAAGAAUAUUUGCAAUUUGUUUACUUAGAAUUCGUGCUUGCAUCUGAGAUGUGGCAAAGAAAGGGUUCCCUUUCUCUUUAUGAGUCUGGCCUACCCAACUUCAGUGAACAGAUAAAGAAAGAUUGAAUAAAAAAGAAAGUGAGAGAAGAUCAAUUUCUUUUGUUCUCUCUUCUAAUGCCGGACAAGGUUAUUUAUGCUAGAAAUGGAGUCCACUUAUGGUUAUUUACCACUUUGUUUCCCCUGGACUGAUGGUAGUGGAAACCAGAAGCCUAUUACAAUCUUAAUUAUAUGCAGUGAAAUCUUUUCUUGGAAACGAAUUCUUGACAGCUAUUCAAACAUUUGGAAAAUGUAUGAAUGAGAAUGUUCAACAAAAAACUCGUCGAAAAGAGCCCUUACAAACCUGCAGAGUAAGGCAGCUGUGCCGCCAAGUACAUCCCUCUCCCAAGUGACUAGUAGUUCUCGAUUCUUUGUCUUGGUUCCAGGCAUAUGUGCUUUUUUCCCCCAGAGAAAAAUAUUACUUCUGAGGUUUUAGGUCAUCUAUUAAAUUACUCAAGCUCAGUCUGCACCUUUUAUAAAAAUAAUUUAAUAAGCUUAAUUUUAAUCACCCAUUACAUAUUCACUUAAGUCCUUUCCUGAAGCACAGAAGAUCGUCAUUUAAGCAUGACAUGUUGUAAUAUUAGGAAGACCAGGUACAAUAUAUUAAACAAUGAACCAGGUUCUCUCCAGUGCCUUAGUCACUUCCUAGUAAUAGGUAAAACAGUACAGGAACUCCCUCAGGCCACUAGGGAAUCCUUUAGUGCAUCAAAGUUAGACAUUGUACAUCAGAAUGACUAAGGCACUGUGAAGAAGAAAGUCCAUUAAUUUUUGUAGCUCGCCCUCACCUGGCUGUAGCUUUUUAAUAUCUUAUUAUAGAAUGACUUUUGGACUUGAAAUUUGAAUAGAAUCAGGGACUCAGAAGGGAGCUUCUUCAUUUCCAAAGAGCUACAUCAACUGCAUAAAUAUUACUUUCUCCCCUUAUUUGGUGCGCUCCUUACAGCGAAUAAUUCCCCAUUUUAUUAAAGCAAUAAGAUGUUCUGUUGUGAGCAAUGCUGGGUGAUGAUUCCAUUUCCUUGGUGCUGAAGCCACUCAUACAUUCUUGCCUUAUGAAUCAUAGUGCAUUCAAGGCAUGCAAUAAUAAUCCCCCUCCAAGGAGCAACCUGUACACACUCUAGGGGUAAUUAUGAAAUUGUCUUAUGUAAUCUUUUCCCUAAAGGAAUAGAGGAGACAGAAGAAAGAAGCAUUAUAUGUCUUGUUUUAAAAAUAUUAGAUACUUCUACACAUGGCCACAUAUCCAUAAGUUUUAUUGUACACUUUUAAAUAUAUGUGACUUUCUCCAUUAAUUGACUAUGGCUUAAUAUUUUUAAUACUGCUUUGUGUAAAGAUAAUGUGGUUUGUGAAUCAAAUUUCAUGCUGAGUUUAAUAUACUCAGAGCCCUAAGCUUCUGGUGUUAUCACUUGAGACUCUUUAUGCGAUAGAGAAUUACACAAAAUUCUAGUAAUGCCAUCCCAUCAAAUUAUUGAAAGAAGCACAUAUCCAAGCAAUUUGCACAGACUCUGUUUAAAGUAUUGCUUCUUAUAGUAUAGAUCUCAAUUGAUAGUCUAAGGAGUUUGGAAUGCAACUAACAGGGAGUUUUGGAUUUCAUGUAUAUGAAACAAAAGACAGCCUGAAAAAAGCUAAAUUUGUUUUAAAGAUUUUAUUCACUGAUGUCCCGUCAAACUAAUUGCUUCAAAUCCCUAUAGCUAUGGCUCAACUUCUGCACUUGCUAUUCAGUAUUAAUAAGGUGGCAUGCUUGAUUCUUAUUAUUUUUAAAAAUGAGAAAAUUGGAGAGAGAAUACAAUUAUGUCAACUGUAUGGGACUCUGAAUCUUAAAAAUGUAGAUGAAUAUAAUCUUCUGUAGAAUUUAUAUACACUCAUAGAUAUGUAUUUAUAUAUACAUACAUUUUGUACAAAUUUACAAUAGACUUUUUGUAUUCUCUUUUCUGCCAUUACAAGAAUGAGAUGGAAACCAAAUAGUUGUUCCAUCCUCUUAUCCAGAGAGGAUACUGAGAAGUCAGGUAUAUGCAUGUACUUUUUUUUGGGGGGGGUCAAAUCUGAAUGACUUUUCUCUUUAUUUAAUGAAAGGGGAGAGUACUGGUUGGCUUGGGAAGUGGUAAUUAGAUAAGCUUUCUUUCAUAGGUAGUGACUCAAAUGCAGCAACGAUAAUGAAUUUAUGACCAUAUCUAUUGGUCUAAAUAUCUAGAUGCAAAGCAAAAAUUCCUAGAAAAGGUUUAGGAUCACCUAGACCACAAACCUGUAUUGUUGCUCAUUUUUUAAAAAUUCUCAAUCUAUAUGUUGUAUGAAAGCAAAACAUAUCUGCAUAGCUAAAGGUAAAGUGAAAAUAUGGCCAUUAUAUGUUUAGUUUGAUAAGUAGUUUCUGAAAAAUAUGGGUAAAUUAGUUUUAAAAACUUUGGCAUCUCACUUUUCCAUUGAAUUAAUUAGAUAAUGUUUAAAAUUCUAUUUUUUCCAUUGUGCAGAUUUAUGCUUUAAAUUCAUUUUUGUGGGUGACAGUUGAACAGUUUCUAGCUGAUUUUAUGUGAAAGUUGUAGGUUGAAUUAGAAUGAGAAACUUUAAUCUAAUAUGGUCAGGUUCCUCAGGUCCACUCCCAGAUGAAUCUGAACUUUGAAUAUGAAUCUGAAAAGCCACUUAUCUGGGCCAUCCUUUGUUAGAACUAAUGAUGUGGCUUGUAGAUAUUUGGUUCACAUGAAAAAGAACUGACCUAUCUAUACAGAGGUAUUUUAUCAUUGCAUUGAAUAAUGAUUUAUUCUGAUUCUAAUUUGGUUUUUGAUUUAUUUGAUAACAUUUGAGAAACAACUUUGAUGGCUUGACCUCAAUACUUACUAAUGUCACCAACCUAAUAAUACAAUUGGUGCCAUUUAGGAAUGCUUAGCUAAGGAUAAGAAUUAAGUUAACUUUAAUCGGGGGCAAUGUCUUAUCAAGGUGAUCCUAUCUGAGGCAGGGAUUUGUGAUUUCAUUGAGUUGUUUUUAUAGAAAGGUUAAUAAUAAUGAUGACAACAAGAACAACAACAUAAAAACUGAUUUUUGAACUCAAGUAUAUCUAAGAAACAUAAUAA
Artibeus jamaicensis (Jamaican fruit-eating bat) is the source of this 5722-nucleotide messenger RNA. It is a transcript of the gene CUNH11orf87, whose product is annotated as chromosome unknown C11orf87 homolog. The coding region runs from base 358 to 942 and encodes 194 amino acids. NCBI's taxonomy places the organism in Eukaryota, Metazoa, Chordata, Mammalia, Chiroptera, Phyllostomidae. The transcript is spliced from 2 exons. The record is from RefSeq and is a predicted model, not a curated record.